AUGACUGUUGACCCUACCAUCGAGCAAGUGACUCAAAAUGUUGAGCCUAACCACAUCGAGGCUUCUCGGUCCCAUGACCCGAGCAACAACAUGAAACGAACCGACCCCUUCCAAUUCGGCUCGCGACACCUCGAAAAGGGCGACGAUGUCUUUGAAUUCAACGCCUGGGAUCAUGUUGAACCAGACGAUGAGUUCAAGGCCUUCGCCCAAACCCAGUAUGCGAAACAGCGAGAAACACGGGUGUCAGAUUUCGAUCGCAGACGAUUCAACAAUGACCCUGCGAAGUGGUGGGACUUGUUUUAUAAAAAUAACACAGACAAUUUCUUCAAGGAUCGCAAAUGGCUGCGCCAGGAGUUCCCAAUCCUUGCGGAUGUGAUUCAGAAGGACGCUGGGCCCAAGGUCGUUCUGGAGGUCGGCGCAGGAGCUGGAAAUACUGCUUUCCCAUUGCUGGCGAACAACGAGAACGAGCAAUUCAAGCUCCAUGCCUGCGAUUACUCCAAGUAUGCCGUCAAAGUUAUGCGCGAGAGCGAGCAUUACAACGAGAAGUAUAUGUCUGCCGAUGUCUGGGACGCAUCUCGUGUGCCGAACGAGGAUGGCGAUUCGCUCCCACCCGGCUUGACCGAAGGCUCGGUCGAUGUGGUGAUCCUCAUUUUCAUCUUCUCCGCUCUGGCCCCUGAUCAGUGGGAUCAUGCCAUUCGCAAUAUCUAUCGCCUCUUGAAGCCCGGUGGUCGUGUACUCUUCCGUGACUAUGGUCGCGGUGACCUCGCCCAAGUGCGAUUCAAGAAAGGCCGUUACAUGGCCGAGAACUUCUACAUUCGUGGCGAUGGCACGCGCGUCUAUUUCUUUGAAAAGGACCAGCUUGUCGAUAUGUGGGGAACCUGGUCCGCCCAAGAAGGCAUACAAAUACCUCUGGGCUAUGACGCUGAUGGAUCCGUUGAGGAGUCUCAGCCCGCGGAGGAGAAAUCCGAAGAGGCCAAGCAGUUGGCCAAGGACAAUGGAGCCUUUGAGGUGCUCAACAUGGGGGUUGACCGACGAUUGAUCGUCAACCGCGGCACCAAGCAGAAGAUGUACCGCUGCUGGAUGCAGGGCAACUUCCAGAAGCGUGGUGGACCUAUCACCGAGACUUCCCCUGACGCCACUCAAUGA
Messenger RNA from Penicillium salamii, 1146 nucleotides. The record is from the annotation of a GenBank genome assembly. NCBI's taxonomy places the organism in Eukaryota, Fungi, Ascomycota, Eurotiomycetes, Eurotiales, Aspergillaceae.